UCGGUGGCACUCAAGCCACUCGUACCAGACGCGCAAGCGAUUCUGCUGGCCGCGGUUCAGGUUCCUGCCGAUUGCGUCUUGAUGCUGGCGACAGCCAAGUUUCCGCGUGAAGUUGUCCAAGGAUCGCUGCUGCUCACGACUGGACUGUUCUCCGCGCUCGAGCUGCUUUUAUUUCGCGAGGCAGUCCUGGUGCCUCGGGCGACUCUGGCGGCACUCACGAGCAUGUCCACGGGUGCGGCCAGCCUCCUGCUCACUUUGUCCACGGCCGAGCUGUUUCCGACGCGGAUCCGCGCAUCAGCCCUGGGACUCUGCCGCGCCACCUCCGAGGCCGACGCAGACCUCUGGGACCCUCGGCCGAGCCUGGCCCUGGUGACCGUGAUGUGCCUGGCCGGAGCGGCACUGUCCAGACGACUCCCGGACAUCCGAAACCAGCUCCUGCCAAACCACGAGUUCGGUGUCGGGGGCCACCCGACGCCGUCCUCCGACGGAGCGCAGUUCGCAGAGCCGACCGGGCAUCAGCAGCAGCUACAGCUGCAGUCGCGAGGCCGGUCGAGCUCCGAGCCAGGGCGAACAUCCUUUCUGCACACAGCGGAUCUACCAUGGGUGCAUCCAAGGAGCGUACAACACCAAGAAAUAACUGGAUCAAUCUGAAGAUAUAUAUAUAUAUUUGUUUUUUAUGGUAUAAGGAAGACACACACGGCAGCCCAACUCCCGUGAACAUCCUUAAAUAGGACUGUUUAAUUGUGACACUGUGUUCGCUUCACUGACUUUUAAGUAAUGCGAUAAGAGUGCCUCGUUAUUGCAACAAAAGAUUUGUUUCUCUUUUCAGAAGUUAUUUAUGCCAAAUAAUUCUGGUAGAUUUGGAGAUGCGAAAGUGCCCCACUAUUAGGGCUUUAAAGGUGCACUGAAAACCCAAAAUGCAUUUUUGUUUCUUCGUCCCAAUGUCAAAAACGGCUGGAAAUGAUCUCUAGAAAUCACCUUCAACAUUGAAAGGUUCAAAAAAACAUAUUAGCGCAGGGACGAAAUAAAUCAAGAAACCCCAAUAAAUAGAUGGGGAGAUGUGAUACCCAGGUUCUGAUGUCGAAGUGAAUGGCAAGAAGAGAAGGAACGACACAGUAUCUGGAUAGUAACAAGCGACGUUUUCAAGCAUUAACUAUUCAAGGUACUUUUCAGAGUUCCACUGCUGGUGCUCCACUGUGUUAUUACGUUUGGGUUGUACAGCGCAGCGAAAUUUUCUUACCUUUAACAGGACUGGACUUGGCAGCAGCCGUGUUUUGGAGAUUCCAAAGAUAUGGCUGUUAUACUCGAAGACAACUUUCUUUGGCGAUGCGGUCAAAGUUAUAUUGACCGCUUGCACGAACUGUGCAUGUGCAUUCCUCUCGUCAAAAAUGCCACAGAAAGUUGUCCCAGGGGUGUAGCCACCUCUAUCUGUGCGUUCAUUCACGCUUACAAAAGGGCCUUAUAAACACCUGCAAACUGCAAUUUCUGUCUAAAUUGCUCAUCUAUAGCUGAGAGAGAAGUUGUCCCUUGAGGCACAUAACUUCAGGCUGUAUAAACGUACGACACAAUUUUUUUCCCCUUGAAACACAAUAAAUUAUACGCGAAAUGUAAAGCGCCAUCUAGUAGCGCGUCGAGAACUACGUCCGCCAUCUUGGCGGCGGCGAGAAAACGAAACCAGAGACCCGACCGUCAAAGAGCUUAGCCCAUGUAAGUAAACCAGCGGCCGCGCUUCGACCAAGAGAACGAAGGUUUAUCGCUGCGGAUGCAGCGAUAAACCUUCGAUUCGUGCGUGACGUAAACGCAAACAGGGUUUGCAUUGUUCUCUUAUUUUUAUUUGUUACUUCAAAUACAGCUUUUGACAAAAACAAUCGGUGACAACGCGAAAACACAUGCGGACGUUAUUUGGUUAUUGUUCAGAUUAUGCGAGUAAUGCAUUGAUUACGAUAUUUUUCUUUCUCGUUUAGUUGGAGUUUUGUGCUAAAAAAAAAAACAGAAAAAAGUAAAAGAAAUGCCUGUUUUUAUAUUCUUGAGGUCUUUAUUUCUUUUAGGAGUCAGUGCACGGUAAACCAUUUCUGUGUGAAUUGUUUGUGAUUGUCAUCGAGGGUGUUUAUACUGUUUAAAUAAUAAAUUAAAAAUGUCUU
Ixodes scapularis (black-legged tick) is the source of this 2141-nucleotide messenger RNA. Its product is annotated as solute carrier family 22 member 12-like. NCBI's taxonomy places the organism in Eukaryota, Metazoa, Arthropoda, Arachnida, Ixodida, Ixodidae. The record is from RefSeq and is a predicted model, not a curated record. The transcript has 4 exons. Bases 82 to 651 code for a protein of 189 amino acids.